Molecule: messenger RNA, 1356 nt
Organism: Urocitellus parryii (Arctic ground squirrel)
Lineage: Eukaryota; Metazoa; Chordata; Mammalia; Rodentia; Sciuridae
Gene: Ccnyl1
Product: cyclin Y like 1
Biological process (GO): regulation of cyclin-dependent protein serine/threonine kinase activity
Molecular function (GO): protein kinase binding
Source: RefSeq, a predicted model, not a curated record
GGGCCGGGCGGCGGGGCGGGCAGGCGAGCGGCGGGCGAGGCCGCGUCUGCAUGUGCGGAGCAGCCCGGGCAUAGCCCGGGGCUGCCAGCGCCGGCCGCGCCAUUGUUGGGGGAGGGGGCGGCCACUGAGCGAAGCGGAGUCGGGGGCGAGUGAAGGCGCGGGCGGCGGCGGAGAGGAGCGGAGGCGCCCCAUGGGGAACACGCUGACCUGUUGCGUGUCCCCCAAUGCCAGCCCCAAGCUAGGCCGUCGCACGGGGCCGGCGGAGCCGGACUACGAGUCUGAGCUCUAUGAGGCGGCGGCUGGGGACGCAGUGGCGGUGGCCGUAGCGCCGGCGCCCGCUGCCGUGGAGCCCGCCGAGUUAGAUUUUGGAGCCGGCGAGGGCCACCACCUGCAGCACAUCAGUGACCGCGAGAUGCCGGAAGAUUUAGCUUUGGAAUCAAACCCUUCUGACCAUCCAAGGGCAAGCACAAUUUUCCUGAGCAAAUCUCAGACAGAUGUGCGUGAAAAGAGGAAGAGCAACCAUUUAAACCAUGUAUCUCCAGGGCAGCUUACUAAAAAGUAUAGCUCAUGCUCAACAAUAUUUCUAGAUGACAGCACAGUCAGCCAGCCUAAUCUUAGAACCACAAUAAAAUGUGUGACCUUAGCAAUAUAUUACCACAUAAAGAACAGAGAUGCAAAUAGAUCCCUGGAUAUAUUUGAUGAGAGAUCACAUCCACUCACACGAGAAAAGGUUCCAGAGGAGUACUUUAAGCAUGACCCUGAACACAAAUUUAUUUACAGAUUUGUUCGUACUCUUUUUAGUGCUGCACAGCUAACAGCUGAAUGUGCAAUAGUAACGUUGGUCUACUUAGAAAGGCUUUUAACUUAUGCUGAGAUCGACAUUUGUCCCACCAACUGGAAAAGAAUCGUUUUGGGAGCCAUUCUUCUUGCCUCCAAGGUUUGGGACGAUCAGGCUGUAUGGAAUGUGGACUACUGCCAAAUCCUCAAGGACAUUACAGUUGAGGACAUGAAUGAGAUGGAAAGGCAUUUCUUGGAGCUACUCCAGUUUAAUAUUAAUGUUCCUGCCAGUGUUUAUGCCAAAUACUACUUUGACCUUCGCUCCUUAGCYGAUGACAACAACCUGAAUUUUCUGUUUGCUCCUCUCAGCAAAGAAAGAGCACAAAACCUAGAGGCCAUUUCAAGAUUGUGUGAAGACAAAUACAAAGACUUAUGUAGAGCUGCUAUGAGAAGGUCUUUCAGCGCUGAUAAUUUCAUUGGUAUUCAGCGCUCUAAUGCUAUCCUCUCUUAAAAGGGAGAAUUGAGGGGUAAUAACAUCAUAAGCCUCUCAUCUACAAAGACUGGAUGAAAUAUCACCGC